UCGUUACUACUGAUGCUGAUCACAUACGAGCCAUUACUACUGGCAGUGAUCAUCUCCCGAUGAUGAUCAGACCGAGAGUACGUGAUACGCGUGCGAUUACGCAAUUCGGAAACGAAUAUUCGUCUGAAAUAUAAACACGAUCAUUUUGUCUACUUUUUAAUACCUUCCGAUGCUUUCAUCCUUAAUAGAUCUUUUCGUAGAUUUUUAUACCGAUUACAACUGACGAAUGUAUUUCGAGAAUCGAAGGCGCUAAUCUUUCAUCGAUAUCGAGGUUGCAAUAUUUAAUCACUCUGGUCUGACCAAUCAUUUAAGUUAAUCAAUGUUUUGAAACCGAUUAUUCGAUCAUUAAAUACUAAUGAGCUGCAUUGGUCAAAUGUUCUAUAUUGUUUGAUUCAUAAUGCAUGGACCCGAGUGAGACUACAAUUAUUGUUCGUGUUAUUAAUUAAUCAACGGUAGGAACAGUGGAAGAGAACAAGUAAAAUUUCGUUUCAAAUAGAAACAGAACUGAAACACGAACAAAUCCCGUUUUCGCCACACUGAAAAAUUGUAAAUAAUAAUAAGUAAUAUACUUUAGUUUAUGCACCUUGUCUACGGGUAUUGGAACAGCUUAACGUGGGGAACGAAGUGGCUGAAAAUAAUUAGGGCGCAUUGUUCGACAAGACUCUAUGGAAUUUCAUCGAACAAAUUAAACGUAAUUGAAAUAACGUCCAACGUGAGACACCGUAUGGUUGCUUGUAGCUCGUAUUAAUUAACAUCCAAACAAUCAAUGUCGUUACCUACGGCGUAAACUGUGAGUAAACACACAUUGGAUCCUACGAUGCAUGUGACGGGUGUUAUAUAUAUGCUCAUCGUACAUGCACGUAAAAGAUGAUUACUCGUACAUGUUAUUGGUUAACUUAUAUUUCACGUGUACGUUGUACGUAGCCAGACCUCUCGUGAUUCUAGAAAAUUUUUAUAUUCGGUUUCGCUCCUUUACCAAAAAUAAUUGGAAGGGAAUGUAUCAUUCUAUCAUAACGAAUCGGAACAAUAAAAUUCCCUGGGCCACAACAAUGACCACUGAAAUAAUUAUUCGUCACAUAAAAAUGUUCUGAAAUACUCGUGACGAUCCGAUGGCAUUCACGCAAGGAGUAAUUACUCGCCUAUCUGUGUACAGUCGGGGGAAAAAUCGGACAAACUAGUGGCAUAAUGGAAAUGGUUGUUAUUUGGAAAUUAAAUUUUAUUUAAAUUUUAUUUAAAUUUAAUUUUCAAUUUUAUUAUAAUUCCAAUUUUAUUUAAAUGAUUUCAGCAUUGGAAAGGGACGGAAAACGAAGAAAUUGCUUUCUAAGGUAAUGCUAGUAACCACAUGUACCACUUUGGAAUACGAGUAUGAAAUGACGUGCGAUUACGUCAGCGACAGAUUUUUAAAUGACGUGGUUCCACGUCAGGAGUAAUCACCUCCGGAUUUAAAAAUUACGUGGAGCUGCGUCAACGGUCAUGAAUGCGUAAAUAUUGAUAUCAAUUAUCGAUUGAACAAUUUAGAACAAGGUUUGAAAAGAGCACGUGCACGAUCGUCUCUUUGCACAGAUGCCUCGUUAUUUUCUUUAAUGAAUGUUUGCCUCGCAUUCAUAAUACCUCUUCGCGCGAUAAAGACAUUGAACAAAUAAAAAAUACAUGAUAAAUAAAAAUUUAAGUGUGCUACUAAACAUUUUUAUGCUACUAAUUUUAAUUGCACUCUAAUAAUGACCGUUUUCACUUUAAUUUUGUCCCUAACUGUAUAUGUAAUCGGUUAGUCGUGCUCGAACCUCGAAACGCGGUAGCAUUUUCAAGCUUGACGAUUAAAACCUGACGUAGCUCACCUUCUACAGUGUCGUCGAAGAGAGUGUAACGAUAGGACACUUUUAUCGACGUAAUUGUGUGUCACCGUGAUACACCGAUCUGGUGAAGCUUGCGGGAACGUUCUGGCGAUAUCGCGUGGCAGUCGAGACCAUGUCGAAACUGAGGCUCUUCAUGGUGACUUUUGUGGAUAGUGAGCCUGGCCCAGUUAACCGUGGGAAUGUUUCUGGGCUGGACGUCUCCCAUGAUACCGAAAUUGCUGGCAGAGGAUUCGAGCUUCAGGAUCACCGAGGCCGAGGCAUCCUGGACGGUAUCCUUGUUGAAGCUUGGAAUGGCGUUCGGUUGCUUCCUUUCGAUAUUCAUCGUUGACUUCGCCGGCAGAAAGAUAGCGAUACUGCUCGCCAUCAUUCCCACGGUUUCGAGUUGGUUGUUGAUCGUGUGGGGCAGAUCGAUUCUGAACCUGUAUUUGGCACGCGUCAUAGGCGGCACUGCCAGCGGCAUAAUUUUCACGGCAGGCUCCAUGUACGUGACAGAGAUAUCUCCACCCCACGUGCGCGGCGCUUUGGGUAGCUGCUUCGUAUUAAUGGAUUACUGUGGCAGUCUUCUUGGUUACGUACUGGGCUCCUUCACCAGCAUGGAAGAAUACUCAUACGUGGCGAUAUCCCUAUCGAUGCUGCAAUUUCUGAUAUUCAUCUGGUUCCCUGAAACCCCCUACUUCCUCCUGCGCAGGAAGCAUUACGGGGAUGCCAUGGACUCCCUAAUAUUUUUGCGCGGUUCACCUGUCAUCGUCGAGGAAAUGGACUCUAUAAUGAAAUCUGUGGAGUGCGAGCCCAAGAACAGUGGGGUGUUCUCGUCCAUCCUUCACCUGAUCACUCAGCCAGGCGGCAAGAAGGGGAUCCUGAUCGGCGCAUGCAUAAUGACCAUGCAGGCAUUCUCUGGCUCGAUAAUUGUAAUCGGUUACGCCCAAACGCUCUUCGAGUACAUCCACGACGCCGACGUCGAGCUGUCAGGUUCAUACAUGAGCAUCGUUCUGGCGACGGUGCAUCUCAUCUCUUACCUCUUGUGCAUCGGUCAAGUGGAUCGUUUGGGAAGAAGACCUCUGAUGAUCGCCUCCGUCAUCGGGGUUGCCACCUGCAGCUUCUUCUUGGGUAUUUACUUCUGCAUGCAGGAACACUACGUCGACGUCAACAGCCUGCAAUGGGUGGCCUUCGUGGCGGUAUUGUUCUACGCCGCGAGCAUAUCUUUGGGAUUGGCCAGCGUGCCUUUCGUUGUAAUGAAUGAAAUUUUCCCGAUGUACGCGAAAGCAACCUGCGUAAGCCUGUGCUUCUGCUUGAACUCGCUUUGGUCGUUCGCCAUGGUGUGCGUUUGGAGCCUCGUCGCGUUUCAGCACAGUCUGUACGCCGCUUUCUGGCUCGUCACUGGACUCAACGCGUUUGGCAUCUUGUUCUUGAUAUUCUAUCUCCCGGAAACGAAGAGGAUGACCCUAUCGCUGAUACAGGAGAAGAUUGGCAGCUUCGCGAAAAAAUGACGACCGAGAUGCUAACACGAGAUGUAGUUCAAAGGCGUCCAAAGAAAAAUGAAUAAAGAAUUUCAUUCGAGAUAGUUAAACAAGCGACGUCAAGCAAGAAAAACAAUCGGGAUGAUUAACCCGUUAAGCUACAACCACGCGUGAGACUCCUGGUCGAAUAUUCGGUCUAAAACUGACUAUCAUAUUUUGGUCUAAGGCUGUUGAAGUUUAAAUCGUAGCUUGAGGGGUUAAUUCGGGAAUAAAGCACGUACCUACACCUAAUCUAGGAAGUAUUUUUACUAUUUUAUUUGAAAUUUGUUUGUUAUAUCGUUUUACACUUUUCUUAUCCAAGGGACUUUGUAAUAUCAUUUUUCACUUUUCAUUCUUUCGAGCGCAUGGCACGAUCGUUCUGAUGGCGAGUUCAUAAUAAAAAUUGACAGAACAAUCUGUUUCGUUAUUUCUGUAUUAAUAGAUGAUACUAAUUUUUGUUGGUGAAGGUGAAUUGAAUAAUAUUAUAAUAUUGAUUUUUUGGGAGAGGUCCUUUGAUCAGGACCAUAUAUUCAAGUAAUAUCGAGGAUUCGUGCUCCUUCUAUGACAGUCUGACUCUCAUCAAGUGUUGAUAACGUGGGAAUGAUUGUACUCUGGAUUAAAAAACCACAUAAAUUAUUUAUUGAAAAUGUUCAAACAGCCUUUUAAAAGUCCUCUUUGGAAUCUAUACAAACAGGUACUGUAACACGAUUAAAUUUACAAUAAUAUAUACAUUCGAGGAUACGUACUGUCUGGUAAUCGAGAAUCGAGCUAUAAAUUCA
Molecule: messenger RNA, 4128 nt
Organism: Hylaeus anthracinus
Lineage: Eukaryota; Metazoa; Arthropoda; Insecta; Hymenoptera; Colletidae
Product: solute carrier family 2, facilitated glucose transporter member 8-like
Exons: 4
Coding region: 2033-3340 (435 amino acids)
Biological process (GO): transmembrane transport
Cellular component (GO): membrane
Molecular function (GO): transmembrane transporter activity
Source: RefSeq, a predicted model, not a curated record